UCGAUCUUUCUUCUCCGACGAAUUGCUACUCGGUCCGGUGACGAUUGGAACAGCUUAAGAUCUUCAUUGAAACUACGGAUGGCAAGUGAUGGUGAUGAUUUCACUUUCUGUCAGGUUGCUGUUGUGCCGCCUAAGGAAGUAGCAGCAACAGACGCCACAGAUGUUGGUGAAACAAAGGAAGAGGAGAAGUUACCAGACAAUGGACCUUCGAAAACAAAGAACACAUUUGGUUCGUUGUCUUUUAAUGUUAUUGACAUGUCUUCUUCUGGAAAAGGAUCUCAAACUGCAUUAGGAGGAGGAGAUGUUGCAAUUAGGAAGCCUUCACCUCGAGCCAAGGUUCCAUUUGAAAUAGGUUAUAAUCCGAUGGAUUGGCUUAAGCUUACUCGAACUCAUCCUGACCUCGCAGGUUUGAAUGGGAAGUCCAAUAAGAGACUUAUAUCUCUUGAAGAAGUUAAACAACACCGAACAGGAAGUGAGAUUUGGACAGUCCUUAAAGGCCGAGUUUAUAAUAUUGCUCCAUACAUGAAAUUUCACCCAGGAGGUGUUGAUAUGAUAAAUAAGGCUGCGGGAAGAGAUUGCACUUCUUUAUUCAACAAAUAUCAUGCUUGGGUGAAUGCUGAAUUCUUAUUGGAGAAGUGCCUUGUUGGUAUUCUGGAUGUCAGCAACAAAUGAAGAACAAAGAUUGAUUUCAAGUUACGUUCAUCUAAAUGAUGAUACACACACCCCAUUAGAUUGUUGUGCCAAUUGUUGUGCAUUUCAUAUCUUAUUUUCUCAUAAACACCCAUUGGGAAAUACUUGUUGGUUUUAGAUUCAGAUGCAUCAAUAAUAUUUGUAUUUGUUUGA
Molecule: messenger RNA, 843 nt
Organism: Impatiens glandulifera
Lineage: Eukaryota; Viridiplantae; Streptophyta; Magnoliopsida; Ericales; Balsaminaceae
Product: cytochrome b5 domain-containing protein RLF
Exons: 6
Coding region: 79-672 (197 amino acids)
Molecular function (GO): heme binding
Source: RefSeq, a predicted model, not a curated record